Messenger RNA from Gossypium raimondii (Peruvian cotton), 3567 nucleotides. Its product is annotated as formin-like protein 5. The record is from RefSeq and is a predicted model, not a curated record. NCBI's taxonomy places the organism in Eukaryota, Viridiplantae, Streptophyta, Magnoliopsida, Malvales, Malvaceae. Gene Ontology annotation, biological process: actin nucleation; actin cytoskeleton organization. The transcript is spliced from 7 exons. Gene Ontology annotation, molecular function: actin filament binding. Bases 423 to 3278 code for a protein of 951 amino acids.
AUUGUAUAUGAUUCAGUCAUGAUAAAAAGGACCCAUCUUUGUCCUUUUCAUGUGUUUAGAUCUUGGGGUAUUUUCAAUUACUAAUAUUGAAAAGGUUGGUGAAGUUAUAGAAGAAAUUUUUUUUUGAAAUUCAUUGCGUCUUCUUUUUUAUUUUUCUCUUCUUUUGAGCUUCCUCUCAAGUUUUCAUUCAACAUAUAUAUAUCUUUUAGUUCCAAAUUUUGAUUUUUGAUCCAUUUUUUUGGCUUUGUAAAGGAAGAUAAAUUCUGGGUUUUGUUUGUUCUGAUUCCAAGUUUCAAUCUUUCAUUAAGUUUUUUUUAGCAAAAUUUGCUUGUUUUCCUAGCAGAUUUCAAGGGUUUAAGGUUUGACUGUGGAGAGGGUUUUGGUUAUUGAUGAAAUGAAAAAGAACCCAUUUUGUGCUUGUGAUGAUGGUGAAGAUAUAUGGUGUUGUAAGAACAAUUUGUUUAGGGUUUUUGGUAGCUCUGCUAUGUGUUUCAUUGACUUGCAGCUUAGAUUACAGUAAGGUUGAAGAAGAAGAAGCAUUUUUUAACCAAUUAGUAGAUCCAGUAACUGGAGAGAUUGAUGAGAAUCUGGCUGAGUUGUUGUGGAUAAGUUGUAGACAAGAUUUGAAUGGUUUAAAUGAAGCUUUUGGAGAUCCGAACUUAUAUCUUCUUGGGGAAACGUUCGGUACAACCAACGAUAUUACUACAAAAGGUUACUCAUUAGCAAAAGAAAACAGUCAGAACUUAAUUAGCGUUCUCCAUCCUGAGCUUAAACAAGCUAUUUCUGACUGCAUAAGAAAGAAUAAUCUUUUAUUCCAAGUAUCCGGAGAAGAUUGUGGCCUUAAGACUUGGUACAUUCGAUAUAUUGAUUCACUGUUUCAUUGGCAUGAUGUUCCUAGAAGGACUUUAGCUACUCAGAGCAUUGCAAUAGCCCCUUCCCCAAACUUAGGCCCGUCUAUAGCUCCGGCUCCUUCUCCUACUUCUUUUUUUCCUCGUUUGAGUCCAGCUUCAUUGCAAAGUCCGGCAUCUUUACCCUCUCCACUCCCUUCUACGAAUAAUCUUCCGGAAAGUACAAGUCCAACCAACGUAGAUCCGAGACACAAGGGGAAUGAUAAUAGUAGAACAAUUAUUAUUGCUUGUGUUGUGACUGCAGUAGUAACAUCGGUUGUUGCGGUGUUGUUCUUCAUUUUAUGCUGUCGUAGAGGUUCAGCAUCUAAACAAAAUGAUGAGAGGCCCCUUCUCAGUUUAAGCUUAAAUGAUUUCUCCGGUGGUUCUUCUCAUGCAUAUGCUUUUGGAACUAAUAAAGAAGAGAAGCUAGGACAUCAUCAAUCAUUAGGAAAUGAAUCAAGCCUACAUAAAAAGACCUCGAGUUACGGGAAUGUUUAUGUUGAAUCUAAUGCUCAACAAAUCUCCUUUGAUGGUGGGAAGUCAUCGUUCGGAGGUGUCGGUGCUGCCAAUAAAGCCUCAGUUGAAUCUUUUGAUACUAUUCCACCGCUACCAUUGCCUCCAGGAAGGGUCGGCGCUUCCCAACCUGGAUUACCUCCUUUGAAGUCUACUCUUCCUCCAGAACCUCCUGCCCCGAUUAGAGCUAGUUCUCCUCCACCACCACCACCUCCUGCCCCAAUUAGAGCCAGUCCUCCUGCACCACCUCCCGCACCACCACCCUCUAUGAAACCUGCUUCUGCCACUAUGGCCCCCCGACCUCCUCCACCACCUAUUCCUCCAGGUGCUAAACCUGGUCCCCGCCCACCACCUCCUCCAAGUACCGGUAUUGGUCCUCCUAGGCCACCUCCACCAAUGCCCUUAGGUUCCAAGGUGCCUAGACCACCAAGUGGACCGCAACGAACAGCAAAUGCUAUCUCUGGCGAGGGGUCUGGUUCAGUGGACGAUACCAAUGCUCCUAAAGCUAAACUGAAGCCAUUUUUCUGGGAUAAAGUUGCAGCUAACCCUGACCAUUCGAUGGUUUGGAAUCAGAUUAAAUCCGGAUCAUUCCAGUUCAAUGAGGAGAUGAUAGAAACCCUGUUCGGGUAUGCAUCUGCUGACAAGAACAAAAAUGAUAAAAAGAAAGAUGCUUCUACACAGGAAUUCGUGCCUCAGUACAUUCAACUCCUUGAUCCCAAGAAGGCACAAAAUUUAGCUAUCCUUUUGCGGGCAUUGAAUGUGACCACAGAAGAAGUUUGCGAUGCACUUCGUGAAGGAAAUGAGCUCCCCAUUGAACUCCUUCAAACAUUAUUGAAGAUGGCCCCGACGAUGGAUGAAGAACUCAAACUCAGAAUGUUCAAUGGUGAAAUUUCUCAACUCGGUCCUGCUGAGCGGUUCCUAAAAGUUUUGGUCGACAUUCCUUUUGUUUUUAAACGAAUGGAAGUGCUGCUUUAUAUGUGCUCUCUUUACGAGGAGGUUACUUUUGCUAGAGAGUCUUUUGAAACAUUAGAGAUUGCAUGCAAGGAACUCAGAAGUAGCCGCUUAUUCCUUAAGCUCUUAGAAGCUGUUCUUAAAACCGGAAAUCGCAUGAAUGAUGGGACAUUCCGUGGUGGUGCACAAGCUUUCAAGCUCGACACACUUUUGAAGUUAUCAGAUGUCAAAGGAGUAGAUGGUAAGACCACGCUAUUGCACUUUGUCGUCCAAGAAAUUAUACGCACAGAAGGUUUAAGAGCUGCCCGUGCUGCAAGAGAGAACAAAAGUUCUCUUCUUGAGGAUGUUUCCCCCGAUAUGGAAGAGCACUUCCAUAACCUUGGUCUUGAGGUGGUUUCACGUCUAAGUAGUGAACUCGAAAAUGUCAAGAAAGCAGCAGCUAUCGAUGCCGAAACCUUAACAGGAACGGUUGCCAAACUUGGCCAUGGACUCCUAAAAGCACGAGAUUUCUUGAAGUCGGAGAUGAAAAAUACGAACGAACAAAGUGGUUUCCAUGAAGCAUUAAAGAGUUUUGUGCAGAAUGCAGAAGUCGAUGUCACGUCAUUGCUCGAGGAAGAGAAGAGAAUAAUGGCAUUAGUAAAGAGCACUGGUGAUUAUUUUCACGGUAACGCACAUAAAGACGAAGGCUUACGCUUGUUCGUCAUAGUACGCGACUUUUUGAUAAUUUUAGACAAGGUUUGCAAAGAAGUUAGAAAUGCCCCAAGGAAACCGGUUAAAGCACAUAAAAAACAUGCUUGCAAUCCAUCAUCUUCUUCUUCUGAGUCUCGUCUUGCACCAACUUCUCUUGAUCCUCAUCAGAAGCUUUUUAAUGCAAUUGCCGAACGAAGGAUGGAAAAUUUUAGUUCUAGUUCCGAUGACGAGAGUUGAUACUCAAUAGUUUUCCUUUAAAACAAGCAGUCGAUGAAAAUCGGAAUCCAUCGAAGCAUUUGUGCCGGGAUUGUUCGAUAAGGGGGAUACAUUUAAAGUACCAGAAGAAAAGGGGUUCAAAUUCAAUGAUAAAAUUUCAUGAAGCUAACAUCAAAUACUGCAGCUGAGACCAUUACUGGAUUUUAUUGUUGAUUUUCCCCUUUUCAGCUCAUCUUGUUGUGCAUUAGUAGUUGGAUUAUUAAAGAUUCUUUCAUUUUUUUUUUCUUAAAAUUUAUAAUCCUUUUGUUAA